Punica granatum (pomegranate) is the source of this 728-nucleotide messenger RNA. The record is from RefSeq and is a predicted model, not a curated record. Lineage: Eukaryota; Viridiplantae; Streptophyta; Magnoliopsida; Myrtales; Lythraceae.
UAAUGAUAUCACUCAUCAGCUAGCAGAACCGAAAAUCACAAACAAACAAACAAACAAAAAUGGCUGCCAAGGAUGCACUUUUCAAGCAUUUCUGCAUUUUGUCUGUCGUGUUCCUCUUGAUCAACCACGGAAUAUGCCUUCCCAAGGAUGAAGACAGGAAGGUCUACAUAGUUUACCUCGGUUCUCUUAAUCCAACUGAAACAUAUUCCCCGACUUCUCAGCAUCUCAGUUUGCUGCAACAAGUUGUCAAGGACCAGAGGUCCGCUUCCGCUUCACUCAUCAGAAGCUACCAAAGGAGUAUUAAUGGUUUUGCUGCUAAGCUCACUGAAAAAGAGGCACAGAAGCUAGCCAGCAAGGAUGAAGUAUUUGUUGGGCCGGUUUCUCUCCUAUAUGGAGAAUGAUGAGGGCGGGUGAUGGAAGUAAUCCCACAUGGAAAAAUUGAGAGGAAAUCCAUAGGUUUAUAAGAGAUAAUGGUCUAGCAACCCAUUGGCUUAAGUUUUUGGGUUGCGGAUGGGCCCGAGUCUCAAGUAAGCCCAUGGAUUUUUCCCAACAGUGGUAUCAAAGCCCAAGGUAACGAUCCUGGAGAAGUGCACACGCUAUGCGUGGAAACCCACACCGCGCCAAGGCCCGAGUGUGGAACUCGUGGCUAGUGAAUGGCCUAACAAUUGGUAUCCGAGUUCGGAAGUAAAAAGCCCGGCUCGAAGUCCUCCAUAUAGUCCAGAAUGGGG